Molecule: messenger RNA, 3526 nt
Organism: Ruditapes philippinarum (Manila clam)
Lineage: Eukaryota; Metazoa; Mollusca; Bivalvia; Venerida; Veneridae
Product: growth hormone secretagogue receptor type 1-like
Exons: 2
Coding region: 662-1561 (299 amino acids)
Biological process (GO): G protein-coupled receptor signaling pathway
Cellular component (GO): plasma membrane
Molecular function (GO): G protein-coupled receptor activity
Source: RefSeq, a predicted model, not a curated record
AAAUAAAUAGUUUAACUUCAGGCAUUCUGUGGGUUAACCGUAUAAAUCUCUCGCUCAUUGGAAAUACAGCUACUGUGGUAUUGAAUUUAUAGGCUUAAAGCGUGAAAUAGGAAGCUUGUGGAGUUACGUAUAAAAGGUAUCGAUAUCGGACCUAAAGCGAUAGGAUUCUGUAAUGAAACCAAUGGUGUUUAUAAACAUGCGGGUCUGUGCAUCAGUUAAUACAUGGCUCGCUGUGUUAUUCUCGAAACGUUUUAACUGAUCUGACACAUAAGCCGGCUUAACGAAGAUCAAACGGAUGGCUUUGGAGGAAAAUUAAUUAAUAAUGUUACUUUCUUAUGUGAUUUCCUUUAAAAUAUAUAUUGACGUACCGAUAUGAUUGAAAUGAAUUUUAAAACAGUUAUUAGCGUGAUAAUAAUAAUUAUAGCAUUUUAUUCGGUUAUGUGACAGAUUUAGAAAAGCUUCGGAAUUAUUCUCGAAGGAAAACUUACCAAAUCAUGGAUGCUACAACCAUUGCAGACACAAAUGGUACAACAUCAGAGUUUUUACAUGACGAAAACUACAUAUACGACAAAUAUCUUCCAGUGAUUAAUUCAUCUUCAAAAUACACGAGACUUCUUGUUUAUGCUUUAGGUUACCCUGGUAACCUACUGGCUUUCUUGGUAUGGAUAAGAAGCCUAUGCUUCAAAGCAGUGGCGUUUACCUGGCAACGCUCGCUUUAUCAGACCUGCUAUUUCUAUUGUUGGACCUACCAUACAGCUUGCAAACUGAAUGGAAUGUAUAUGUGUUAAAUUUCCCAGUUGUCUGUGAAGGAUUCACAGUUGUUUACUUGGCUGCACAGUAUAUGUCUCCUCUUUUAACUCUAGCCUUUACAACAGAAAGGUAUAUAGCUAUAAAAUUUCCACUGAAAAGAAGAAUGUACUGCACUGUAAGGCGUGCACUUUGCAUGAGUUCGUGUAUUGCUUUGACAUCAUUAGGAUUAUGCGGUAUUCAAGGAUACUUUUGGACAUAUGAUACUAAAGUUAAAGAGUGUUUGCGACGAGUGGGUGAAAGCACACAAGAGCUUUGGGAAACAUGGACAUGGGUAACAGAAAUGAUAAUGUUCUUGUGUGUACCGCUCAUAAUACUUAUUCUUAAUUUGUUGGUGAUUUUUGAGAUUCGAAAGUCAAGAAAAGUUGCUUUGAAACUGAACCGUAUCCUUUUCAAAACAAAUGCCACGACAACAAUGCUGUUAGCUGUGUCGUUUUUCCUAAUUUUAACGACACUACCAGUGUCUAUCAUGUACGCAUUGUAUGAAAGUUUCCCGCCAGGAAAUGACUUUAUAGAUAUCGAAACCAAUGGUAAAUGGCAAGCACAUUUCCGGUACUACAGAGCUCGAACUGUUAUAUAUAAUAUUGGUCUGACCCAUUUUUUCAUGAAUUUCUAUAUCUACCUCAUGGCAGGGGAAAGAUUCAGGAGGGAGGUUAUGAAUGCUAUACGCUGCAGAAGUUCCAGGCGUGGGUUAAGUAAACAAAGAUUAGAAACUACAAAAAUGGAAUCAUUUUACAGCAGUGAUGCUAUGUGAAUGACGGACCAAAUGAAUAUUAAUCUUCAUGUUUACCAAAAGUGAGAUAAACCAACCUGUCCUUUAUUAUUCUAAAUUCCAUUUUGUAUAAUGGAAAGUUACUGUAAAUAAUUGUCCAAGUUCUGAUGAGUUGACAUCAAAGUAAAAGCAAAGCCUUGAAGAGAGAAGACAUUGUGAUAAAAGCAGACGGUUUUUUCAUUAAUAUUUUCGUUGUUUUAUAAUGUAUUAUAUUCAAUGUAAAAUGGGAUCAAUUGGUAGUAUUUUGUUUAUGUAUGUCUUGCUAUUGAAAAUCAAUUUCUAGUUGAACUGUAGUCCAAUUAUUUCUCAAAUGAUUUUUAGGAAACGUUUAAUAAAACUUCUGCAAUAACACCAUACGUAUUUUAACAAUACGGCUGUGCAAAUAUACCAUGUACAUCAGCGUUUAAAUACAAAAGACUUGACAGGAUUCUAAACAAAAAAAAAUAAUAAAAGUACAUGGUAACUCGAUGCGGCCUCUGCUCAAACGUCUUAAUUACGUUAUAUAACUUUGUGUCAAUUUUUCCCCUUUUCAAAGAAUUACUUAUGUUAAGCAAACAUUUUUAAAGUCAAGCAACCUACUGAUACAAUACUUUUAAAAAUCGUCUCUUCUAAAUGAUCUGCAAAGUCUUCUGUUCACAGUCUUACAGUCAACAAUUUCUGAAAUAAUGCGAAUUGUUGAUGGCAGUCUUCAUUGAUUUUAUGUUUUCAUCUUCGUCCGCUGUUUAGGACAGCAUGACUAUGGGGUUCACAUGUUUGUGUUUUAAUUUCGACAUCUGUUACAUAUUUUUAUGGCACUUGCAUGAUAACGAUAACAAAUCAUUCUUUUCAAGGGUUUAAAACUCUUUAACAUUGCCGCAGGUAUCAUUCAGUACUAAAUUCUGAAAUUGAUAACCAUUUGUAGAGCUGUGUUCGCGUCAAGGGUUCUUAUUUGCAUUGUGCUUUAUGAGCACUGUAUGCAUUAAAAGAAUUAGAAGAAACGCUGUAAACAAAGAUGCUUUACAAUUUAAAAUUGCUUCAUACAGUUAAUGUCACGUAACAACAUUAGAAAGAUUUUUAACGUCAUUGAUCACAUUUUCCAUUUUGACAAAGUGUGUUACACUCAUUUUUGGCUGUACGCAUACCAAAGGUAUGUAAUAAUGCUUUAAAAGUUUGGUUUUUGUAUACAUUCUUAAUAUAAUAUUUCCUAUUUCACUUCAAAUUGAUGGGGAUACACUUGAAGAAAACUAUUUUAGCCUAGUUAUAUUUUUGUUUUGUUUUACAACCAUAAUCCACAACUUUCCCUCAUAUAUAUGGGGACAUAUUUUAACAACGCUCAACAUGUACUUACCGAUAAUUUCUUUGAUCGAAUUCAUCAAAGUUGUGUAUCUUAUAUUUUAUAAGCAUGUCCUGUAAUAAGGUAUCGUUAUUUAAUAAAUGAUUGAUAUACUAUUAAAUUUCUGUUUGCAUUGUAGAUUGGUCUGUGAUAUAUUGGGAACUGUAUAUCAUUUCAAUAGGUUUAUAAGAUGUAUAUGUUUACUUUGUUUUUGUUUUUUGUUGUUUUUUUUUAAUUCCAGUUUGACAUGCACAAAUAAUAUUUACUUGUAGCAUGGAUGGCAUUUACACACCACAGUUAAUAUUUGCAGGAUGAUACCUUAUCUUAAAUGUCUUAAACUUUAAUGUAGUCCUGUUCAAUUAUAAUAUCUUUAACGACAUGCUAACGUUAAGCAGUCAUAAAGUUAUACCUGGACUAUUAUUAUUUUGAUUAUUUAUACAUAUAUGUCUCAAUGUGUAAAAUAAAAUGUUUGAUAUCUCAGCUUGUUUUGUUGAAAAUUUCGAUUUCAAAGAUACUGAAAUCAUUCGUUUGAUGCUUUUAUAGAAAACAAAACAAGAUAUAUUUUGCUAAUAAGUGACCAUUUCGCAAUUAAAUAAAGCAAUAAAAAAUAAGGUAAAACAGAAUUAACUUAUUGG